CGGUCCUGCGUUACGUACCGCGGUUACAGUGGACCAUCCAUAUGUUUCGUCUGAAUGCCCAUGCACGAGCAUUCAAAGAAAUAACUUGACCGGCUACAAACACACAUUACUUGAGACUGAUGUAGCUUUCAACGGAACCACCGGCUUGAUAAACUGUUUUUUUUCUUUGUUUGUUUCGCUGUUUGACUGAAACAAGACGCGCCAGUUAUAUACAGUAGUGUUGAAGGGGACUGAACAGCAAUCUAAUAUUCUCCAAAUCAGCAGACAUGUCUGGUUUUCUAGAAGACCCGUCGGUUCUUACGAAGGAAAAGCUGAAGACCGAGUUGCUGGCGAACAACGUGCCGCUGCCCAGCGGUGAUCAAAGAAAAGACGUUUAUGUGCAGCUCUACCUGAAAACCUUGACCCUCCAGAAUCAGGAGAAGCCCCAGGUGACCGACACCUUCUCCAGCGACGAGGACCUGCCUCCGCCAGUGGUCACGAAUGCAAGUCGUUCAGGAAGGAAAGCCACAAGGAAGACUGACAAGCCUCAAGCAGAGGAUGUGAGUAUCACUGACCUGCCAGACCAGAGUCUGAAGGAGCAGCUGGACAAAUAUGGAGUCAACGCUGGACCUGUUGUGGCCUCCACCCGCAAGCUGUACGAGACCAAGCUGCAGAAACUCCUGGAGCAGGGCCCCCCCACGCUCCCCCACCCCACGCCCCCCCACCCCACGCCCCCCCCCGAGGCCCCCACAAAGGUCAACCCACACAACGGCAGCGCUGACUCUGACCAGUACAGCGACCGGGAAGAAGAGGAGGGGGGGGUGCUGGGGACCCCGCCCGAUCCGGGGGCAGAAACAGAGCCACUUCUACUGGCCAACAGAUCUGGGGGCAGCAGAGGGAAGUCUCCUGUCCAAUCAAAGGCCAGCAAGACCCCUGUCCAAUCAAAGACCAGUCUCAGCCAAGACCACAGCCGAGUAGAGGAGAGGGGAACAGCAGGUGAUGAAACCCCCAGGAUGAAUGGAGAGAAUAUUCUGAAGGAAUUACUGUCCAACGAGCCCAGUCCCCUCACUGGCAUAAGUGCCACCUGUCGGAGGCCCAUCCGGGGAGCAGCGGGUCGUCCCGUGAAGGAGAGCGAUUUCUGGCUGAGCGAGUCGUUCCUGCAGCACAGCAAGCUCUCGGAGGUCAGCGGUUACUACAGCGAGAGCCACACUGCGCUGCCCGGGGCCGGCCAUCUCUCCUACUCGCCCCCUGGCGGCCGGAGGCUGGAACUGCGCUUCCUGCCUGUGUGGCUGCAGCUGCUGUUGCUGAGCGCUGUUGCCGGGUUCCUGCUCUUCAUCUACCAGGCCAUGGAGACCAACCAGCUGAACCCGUUCAGCCAGCCCCUGCGCCCCUGACCCCUCCCUGCGCCCCUGACCCCCCCCCCGCCUCCCCCUCACCCCUCCUUCCCUCCCCCUCACCCCUCCAUUACUCCAUCCCUCCAUUUAGAGAUAGACCCUCGCUCUUGGUAGCACCUUACACUUUUUUUUUCUCUGGGCAUUGUCCUAAUAUCCGUUUCCAUGCCAUUUUGGACUGCCCAGCUGGACUCAGACUGAACACGAUAAGCCACCCACCAGCAUCCCUGCAUCUCCAUUUAAACAUGUUUAAGCCGCUUCCUCAUCUGAAAAACAUGGGGUUUCUGCAUCAUUCAUCCUCUCUUUUCUGUUCCUUUACUGGUUUGCUUCCUUCCAUGACCAGCCACGCCUCCCCUGCAGAAAACAAACAUGGCCUGAAUUCAGCAUGGACACUUCCUCUUCCUCAUCCUCUGAAUGAGGGUGUUCCAGCUGGAGUCUGACACAAAGGGAUGCAGGGACGUUAUCCUGAAGGUCAGGCCUGGGUCAGGGGCAGGGGGGGGUGCAGGUCGGAGGAGCAGGGGGGGUGCAGGUCGGAGGGGUGGGGGGUGCAGGUCUGGGUCGAAGGACUGGUCAUUUGAAUCAUUGUAUCUGUGAUCAUCUGCUGGGACUCUGUGGUUUAUCUGUGCUCUUGAGUCAUGUCUGUGAGUGUUCUCUGGCAUUGUAGUGUCUGUGUUUCAUUGGGUUUGUGCUUCUGUGCUGAAACAGCGCUACCUGGGGGAAAGUACUGGAAUUACCAUUCUGCAGGUGAAAAAUCUGACUGGACCUACACACACACACACACAAAUACACACACAUGCACACACUCUCAUACACACAUGCACACAUUCUCUUACACACACACACACACUCUCACACACACACACUCACACAUACACACACGCACACACACACACACACACACAUAUACACACACACACUCACACAUACACACACACACACACACUCACACACACACACACACACACACUCACACACACACACACAGAAAAUGGCAGCUCUCUAGUCAGUCUCAGCAUAAGGAGGUGCUUUCUCCAGCCUCUGUGAACAAUAUCCUCUGAAGUUGAAAUGUGUGUUUCCUUCUAGUGCUUAAACCCCCCGCUUUUAUUUUUAAAGCAAAGACUCAUGUGUAGCCCAGUAUUUCUGCAUUUCUGUGUAGAUUUAAUCUAAUAAUAUUUUGAGAAAUUGUAACGUUGGUCCUUUAUUUUUGAGGUCAUUUUAAUCGAGCAUAUUAACGUGUUAGGUUCAGCCAGGUGUCCUGAUGAAAGUCUGGGUUCUGCUAUAACUACAGGAUCAUGGGUUACAUGUUAUUUUAAAUGCAUGGGUUAAAUGUCCACAUGGUUGCCCAUUUAAGUGCUGCAUUUAUAGUUUUUGUAGCAUUUCUAGUAUUUGGGUAACAGAGAGAGUAUCUGUUUGCAAUAAUAAUGGGGUCAUUUAGCAUUUUAUUAGGACAUUUGUGCCAUUUUUAAAACAGGGCAAAUGUCUUGUCACAUUUAAAUGGCUGUGAAAUCUUUUGUAACUGCAGUGUUUUUUCUAAUGUGUCUGUCUUAAAACAAUAAAGUAUCGAAAGCUUU
This is a messenger RNA of Conger conger (European conger), 2941 nucleotides long. RefSeq names its product lamina-associated polypeptide 2, isoforms beta/gamma-like. The record is from RefSeq and is a predicted model, not a curated record. Gene Ontology annotation, molecular function: DNA binding. The coding region runs from base 267 to 1373 and encodes 368 amino acids. The transcript is spliced from 6 exons. Lineage: Eukaryota; Metazoa; Chordata; Actinopteri; Anguilliformes; Congridae.